AUGGACGCAGCUCUGCAAAAGGCGCUGCUAGACCGCGUCUACGACAAGCGCAAGGCGGCCACGCUCGACUUGGAACGUCAGGUUCGCGAGUGUCUCGCCAAAGGUGAUCGUGCGCGCGUCAACCUCAUCGUCCAGCAGCUCUGCUCCUUCUUGACCGCAUCGCCACAGAAUGUCAACGCUCGCAAUGGUGGUCUCAUCGGUCUCGCCGGUAUCGCCAUCGCACUUGGCAUCGAGAUCGCUCCCUUCUUAGAGCAAGUGGCCAAGCCAGUGUUGGCUUGCUUCAACGACCCGGACAGCAAGAUCCGCUACUUUGCCUGCGAGAGCUUCUACAAUAUCGCAAAGGUGUGCAAGGGCGAGAUCCUCGUCUACUUCAACGAGACCUUUGAUGCACUCUCCAAGCUCGCUGCUGAUUCCGAGCUGAGCGUCAAAAAUGGCGCCGAGCUGCUCGACCGCUUGCUCAAAGACAUUGUCUGCGAGGCCGCUCCACACUACGUCUCGCAGUUCCAAGACGUAUCGCUAAUUCGCGCGCAUCAAGACGCUCAGGAUGGCUUCGCCGGCGGUGUCGCAGAGCUCGACGUGGCUCGUGAAAAGGCGCACCAGUUUGAUGAAGAAGGUACCGCCAAUAAUAAGGUCUUUUCGCUCGCUCGCUUCAUCCCACUGCUGGCAGAGCGCAUGUACGUGCUGAGUCCCUUCACCCGCAACUAUCUCGUCAGCUGGAUCACCGUCCUUGGCUCUGUUCCCGAGCUCGAGCUCGUAAGCUACCUUCCUUCCUUUCUCGAUGGACUGCUCAAGUACCUAAGCGAUCCCAAUAGCGAUGUCCGCGUGGCCACGGCAAAUGUUCUGGCCGACUUUUUGCGCGAGAUCCGCCACGCCGCUGAACUCGGCGCACGGAGACAAGCCUUUGAGCAGCACCGCGCAGAACGACAAGAGCACAAACGGCGUAAGGGCAAGGAGCGAGCCUCUGCGGCAGCGCUCGAAGAUGCACAGUCAAAGCCACACGGCAUCGACGAGUCGCAUCUGCAGGCACAAGUAGAGCUGCAUUCCAGGAGUGUCAGUCCCAGCAAGUCGUUUCGGUCGUCGUCACAGGCUCCCUCGGCCAAAGCACACACCGAAGGCACGACCUCCCCAGCGCCGUCUCAACGGCCCAGUCAAUCAAAUUUCGACGACGACUUGGCCGCGGACGAAGACGAGGACGAGGAGGAGGACAUCUGGGUCGAUGGCACCGAGGUACGCAUUGACUAUGCUGCCAUCAUGGAGAUCCUCAUCAAUCACAUCGGCUAUCCGGAUGAAGAGAUCCAGGCGACUACGCUGCAAUGGAUCGCCGAAUUCCUCCUUGUCGUCAAGGAUGUUGUAGUCCCUUUUACUCCCCGACUCAUCUCGGCUAUUCUUCCAAGUUUGGCGCAUCACAGUCCCGCCAUCGCCAGCGCUGCACACGCAACCAACAUCAAUCUGUACAGGGUCAUUCAGGACAUUGCGGCCCCUCCUACACCGCCAAGCUCGAGACCUCUCUCUGCAUCGGCAGCGGCUCUGCAGGGUCACAAGCAUACAAAUUCCGCCUCUUCCGGCCGCGACCGGGGCUACGCAGGCAGUCCUACGCAGCCACUGGCCCGAAACGCCCCUGUCUCUCGGCCACCUGCCUCGGGUACUGCAGCAACGACAUCCGUCACUGCCUCGAGUUCCGGUCCUCUGUCUCCUAGGUCUCGCGCAGGCACGUUGAGUGGUGAGCCCACAUCUGGCAUCGCAGCCAUCAGCCUGUCUGACCAUGCAGCGAACAACGAUCGCACAGUCUCGCCCAGUCCUAAUGGUGUAGAUGGCUCAGCCGUCGUAGAUGUCGACCCUUUUGACUAUCAGACCACGGUCAACGCGCUGACGCUACAGCUGCUUGACGAACACGAAGAGACACGUGUGUCUGCGCUCGAGUGGCUGCUCAUGCUACAUCGAAAGAGCCCGCAAAAGAUCCUGUCCAUGGACGACGGCACGUUCCCUGCUCUGCUCAAGACGCUCUCCGACCCCUCGGACGAGGUCAUUCGAUGCGAUCUUCGGCUGCUGGCUCAGAUCAGCUCUGCAUCCGAAGACUCGUACUUUCACGCCUUCAUGGCCAAUUUGCUUAGUCUGUUCAGCACCGACCGCCGCCUGCUUGAGACGCGCGGCUCGCUGAUCAUCCGUCAGUUGUGUGCAUCGCUCCACACCGAGCGUAUCUUCCGCACGCUGGCCGAGAUCCUAGAGAAGGACGAAGACCUCGAAUUCGCCAGCAUCAUGGUGCAGAACCUGGCUAUCAUUCUCAUCACCUCUCCCGAGCUGGCAGAUUUCCGCAAGAAGCUUCGCAACCUCGACUCGAGAGAAGGUCAGCUGCUGUUUGCCUCGAUCUAUCGCUGCUGGUGCCAUAAUGCAGUAGCCGCUUUCAGUCUGUGCUUGCUGGCCCAGGCGUACGAACACGCAAGUAACUUGCUCACCAUCUUUGCCGAGCUCGAGAUCACCGUGUCGCUGCUCAUCCAAAUCGACAAGUUGGUGCAGCUGCUCGAGUCGCCGAUCUUCACGGCGUUGCGGUUGCAGCUGCUCGAGCCGGAACGAUAUCCGUACCUAUUCAAGUGCCUGUAUGGCAUCUUGAUGUUGCUGCCACAAAGUUCGGCGUUUGUAACGCUGAGAAACAGGCUCAACGCUGUCAAUGGUCUUGGCUUUCUGCACUCGGUGCCGAGAUCGAGUUAUUCGUCCAGAUCUAGCUCCAAGGCUGUUUCAGGAACGGGAAGUGGCAGCUCGUCUGGCGGCGGUGGGGGAGGUGGAAGCGCGUCAGGCAGUUCGGGAGGCGGUUCAGCGUCCAUGGCGGAGAUCAAGUGGAAUGAUCUGCUGCAUCACUUCCGCGUCGUGCAGAACAAGCAUGAGCGUGCGCGUCGCCAAGCAGCUGUGGGUACGACGAUGGCUGCCGGCGGCACCCAGCUCGCUCCCGACUAUGCUGCACCGAGACUUACCUCUGCUGGCGCGGCCGGUCCUGCGUCCUCCGCAUCUUCCGCAGCUGGAGGUGGAGGCAGUGCAGGCGGUCGACGACGCAUCAGUCAGGCAGCGACACCGAUCACCGGUGCCGGUGGUGCGGCAGCGACAACGUCGGGACCAGGUCGCUUUGGACUCGGCCUCUCUGCAACAAGUGCAAACGGCCGUGGUGCAGGGGGCAGCACCUCAGCUCCCAAUGCAGCAACGAGCAGCUUCUUUGGCAUUCACCUCCCCACUGGUGCCGGUGCUGCGGCUUCGACCGCAACGCAUGCCUCUGCUACGCGAUCCUCAAGCCCUUCCGCAGCCCGGCGCUAUGCGUCUGGUCAGCAACAGACAUCCAACCCAGGAUCGCGACAACCGAGCAAAGGUUCCUCGCUGCGUUGA
Sporisorium graminicola is the source of this 3369-nucleotide messenger RNA. RefSeq lists its product as uncharacterized. Gene Ontology annotation, biological process: phosphatidylinositol biosynthetic process; positive regulation of kinase activity. Lineage: Eukaryota; Fungi; Basidiomycota; Ustilaginomycetes; Ustilaginales; Ustilaginaceae. The record is from RefSeq and is a predicted model, not a curated record. The coding region runs from base 1 to 3369 and encodes 1122 amino acids. Gene Ontology annotation, cellular component: endosome membrane; PAS complex; fungal-type vacuole membrane. The transcript has a single exon. Gene Ontology annotation, molecular function: protein binding.